GGCUGAAACUGUUGAACUACCCAUUGCGUUCCUUCUGGACGCCGGAGGUUGGGUGUUUCGGCCAGGAAGGCUGGUCCCCGCAGGACGGGACGACUGGCCUGGGCGGAGGACUCGGGGCUGGGGCGAGAGCCCGGCCGAGGCGGCCCAGGAGGAGGGGACGCCGCAGACGGGCCGCCCCCUGCGGGAAGUGAGCGCGCGUGGAAAGACCGCGCGCGUCCCAGAAAAUGAGCUCCCCCGCACGUUGCCGGGUCCAGUAGUGAGCGUGGGAGGCACACCUUGCCCACACAACUAGGGGCUUCAGAGUUGUCCCCACUGAGAAAGUCGCCGCGCCUGCCCGCACACCUGCCCUGCCCGGCUGGGCGUGCAAGCGCCUGCGUUUGCCUCUUCUGCUUCAGACGUGUAAGACCCACAGGAAGCGCCCAUUAGAUAAUCUGUGCGCGUGGCUUUCCUGAAGCUCAAGUUUUACGCUACUCAGCCUUCCUACAUAAAAAAUUUCAAGCCAGAUAUUGCCAGAAAUGUCAGAAGAUUCAGAAAAGGAAGACUAUUCAGACAGAACAAUCAGUGAUGAAGACGAAUCAGACGAGGAUAACUUCAUGACGUUUGUAAGCGAGGAUACCCACCAGUGUGCACUUUUAACGGCUGACUCUGUCAGUGAUCCAUUUCCCCCCCGGACUACCCAGAUCCUGCUGCAGUAUCAGCUAGGGAAGUGGGUGCCACGUCUUUGUGAACCACGAGAUCUGUAUGGUGUUUCUUCUUCUGGCCCGCUGAGUCCAACACAGUGGCCGUACCACUGUGAAGUUAUCGAUGAAAAAGUCCAGCAUAUUGAUUGGACUCCUAAUCCUGAGCCAGUGUACAUCCCAACAGGUCUAGAGAUGGAACCCCUUUAUCCAAACUCCAAGGAAGAUACUGUAGUUUAUCUAGCUGAAGAUGUUUACAAGGAGCCCUGUUUUGUGUAUUCCCGCGUAGGGGGUAACCGAACGCCUCUGAAGCAGCCUGUGGAUAACUAUGACAAUACUUAGAUGUUUGAAGCAAGAUUUGAAAGUGGAAAUCUACAGAAGGUAGUCAAAGUGGCAGAAUAUGAAUACCAGUUGACGGUGCGCCCUGACCUCUUCACAAAUAAACACACCCAGUGGUACUAUUUCCAAGUCACUAAUACUCAAGCAGGAAUAGUCUACAGAUUCACUACAAUCAAUUUCACUAAGCCUGCUAGUCUUUAUAAUCGGGGUAUGCGCCCACUAUUUUAUUCUGAGAAAGAGGCCAAGGCGCAUAAUAUCGGCUGGCAGAGAAUAGGAGACCAAAUCAAGUAUUAUAAGAACAACCAGGGACAAGAUGGACGCCAUUAUUUCUCUCUUACAUGGACAUUUCAAUUUCCACACAACAAAGAUACCGGCUGCUUUGCUCACUGCUAUCCGUAUACUUACACCAACCUGCAAGAGUAUCUGACUAGUACCAAUAAUGACUCAGUACGGUCCAAGUUUUGUAACAUACGCGUUCUGUGCCACACAGUUGCUAGGAACAUGGUGUAUGUUUUAACAAUCACUACUCCCUUGAAGAACGCAGACUCAAGAAAGCGAAAGGCUGUGAUUUUGACUGCAAGGGUACAGCCAGGGGAAACCAGCAGCUCUUGGGUCAUGAAGGGCUUCCUAGAUUACAUUUUAGGAGACUCCAGUGAUGCGCAGUUGCUUCGGGACACUUUCAUCUUCAAGGUGGUACCUAUGCUGAAUCCAGAUGGUGUGAUUGUGGGAAAUUAUCGUUGUUCCUUAGCUGGAUGAGAUUUAAACCGUAACUACACAUCUGUCCUAAAGGAAUCGUUUCCGUCCGUUUGGUAUACGCGGAACAUGAUCCGCAGAUUAAUGGAGAAACGGGAGGUGAUUUUAUAUUGUGACCUUCAUGGCCACAGUAGGAAGGAGAACGUCUUCAUGUACGGCUGUGACGGGAGUGAAUGUAAAGCAUUGUACUUACAGCAGCGAAUCUUCCCACUCAUGCUGAGCAAAAAUUGUCCAGAUAAAUUUUCAUUCUCAGCUUGCAAGUUUAAUGUUCAGAAGAGCAAAGAGGGAACAGGAAGGGUAGUGAUGUAGAAAAUGGGAAUCAGGAACAGCUUUACCAUGGAGGCUACUUUUUGUGGAUCUACGCUGGGAAAUAAACGAGGCACGCAUUUCAACACAAAAGAUUUGGAGUCAAUGGGAUAUCAUUUUUGUGAUUCUCUUUUGGAUUAUUGUGACCCAGACCGAACCAAGUAUUAUCAGUGCCUGAAAGAACUGGAAGAGAUGGAGAAACAUAUUAAUUUGGAAAAAGUUCUUGAGGAUUCAGAUACUUCUCUGAAAGAAAUUACAUUGGAUCUAGAGUCUGGUAGCCGAGGCUCUGACAGUUCAGAAUCCAAUGAGUCUCAGACUUGCUUUCUCGAAUUAACUUCUCAGCCUCCCAGUUCAGUGAGACUGAAACUCCAUUCCAGCCCAGCACAGCCCAGAACACAGAGCCCUGAAAAUACCUGCACGAGCUCCUCCUUGGCUUCUCAAAAGAUACUUGAGGUAGGAGAGCUCUCCUUGAUUUCUUCUGACUACUUUACUCCUUCUUCUGGCUUCUCUGACUUUGAUUUUGAAUUAAAGCAACAGUGGGGGAGGGGUACAUUCAUAACAAACCCCGGCAGACGGGCUUAUUCUCUCAGUCAUUUCUUUGGAUUUGGUAAACUGCAAACCCAGUACUCUGGCCAUACCCAUCUUCUAUUUAACUGCACCACCAGUGCCCGGAGAUUGCAGCCAGCUACUUACAGAAAUAAGAGAUCCAGCACAUCCUGGACACCACCCAGAAAUCCCUCCUUUAUAAGCCAAUGGAGCCCUGUGGUCAGCUCUUCAGAGUGGCUCCAGUCUGUGUCCCAGAGUUUGUCACCUCUCAAAGCGCCCAAGAAGAAGAAAAAACACUCUCGAAGCAAGGCCACAAAGACUCAAGACGUGAAACCUCUCAGCAGCAAAUGGGAGACUGCUCUCGUAAGUUUUGAGAAGGACACAGAUAGCAAAGAAGAGAGUCUUCAAGCUGAAGAAUCCAGUGAGUCAAACUCCAAGCAAAUAGCUCCACCUAAGAAUGGGGAUGAGCAACCAAAUAGGAAUUACGGACAACCUACCUUCCAUCUGAAUUUCCCAAGGCACAAAUAAUUUAGCUUUGUGCUACUCUGAAACUUGUGGAUGAAAAAUCACUGAUGCUUACGUAGUAAAGGGAAAGAAAGAGAAAGAAACAUGAGAAAGCCCGCCCCACCCCUCUGUCUCUGUCCCUCCCCCUACACAUCCACAUGCAUGUACCCAACUACAACGUCUAGCUAACUCAUCUUCGUUAGUGGGAACAUCUUUCAGAGAUUUAAGAAGAAAUCCAGAGAAUUUUAAAUUACUUAUUUAUAUUUUUGUCAAGAUGGAAAAAAAAUCUAUGAACUUUUGAAUUCUCCCAAAACAACUUAUGCAUAAAAGUCAAGAAAGGA
Suricata suricatta (meerkat) is the source of this 3466-nucleotide messenger RNA. It is a transcript of the gene AGBL3, whose product is annotated as ATP/GTP binding protein like 3. Gene Ontology annotation, molecular function: metallocarboxypeptidase activity; zinc ion binding. The record is from RefSeq and is a predicted model, not a curated record. NCBI's taxonomy places the organism in Eukaryota, Metazoa, Chordata, Mammalia, Carnivora, Herpestidae. Gene Ontology annotation, biological process: proteolysis.